GCAGAAUUUUCCUCGGGAAAUGCACUCGUAUUCUGCUACAAGCAUUUUCCCUCGUCAGCAUAUUGCACAAGAGUCAUGUUCUGAUCCUGUGCAGUGUAGUCUCAGACUCUUGAUGCUAUUUAAGCAAUAAAUGGAUCACUCUGAUCCAAGCACAUCCACCCAACCGGCGUGCAAUAUGAAUACUUUAGGUGAUGGACUGUUCCAUUAGCGCCCACAGGGGAUGGGGAAUCAGACGGGUAUUAGUUGGUGCCUUUCCCUUAUCCAUUCGCCCAAGACACGCUACAAAGCCGAUUUCUGGAGGCUCAAACUGAGGCUCAACCGAGACCACGUGUUUCGGCAAGGGCCGCCUUCCAACCACCAAAGCACGACAUGAACAGCGCGGUUCGCUCUUCGUCUUCGCAGUUGAGUAGAUCAAUAUCAUGUCCUCUGUCCAGAGCCCUUGCUGCCCAGAAGAGGCAUGCAUCGCAUGGGACUGACUAUAACGAGCCCUCCGGGCAUAUCUUUGGUGAAAAGCCACCGCUCCCCGGACAAAAGCGCAAGAAAGAAGAUUGGGAAUACAUCUGGUAUUGGGGAAUGUUUGGCUCUCUGGCUCUCGCCUCUGUCGGUCUGUAUUAUAAGCCUGACACUAGUAUCUCGCAGUGGGCUCUUCACGAGGCGAAACAGCGGAUGGAGGCUCGCGGAGAGCCAACAGAAUACCGUCCAUCAUAAUUAUGCUGUGGAUCAUUCCUGAGGACCGCACAAUCUGGUUGGCGGUCCGCUAGAAUUGUCAGACUUCCCAUCCUAUUUCCUAUUCUAUGAGCAACGGGAUACUGUUGCGUUGUACAAUAAUAUAAGCACCUGCGAUAUUCUGCUGGCACAUACACAGCGACGAGCGGCAUGAUAUCUGUG
This is a messenger RNA of Cantharellus anzutake, 888 nucleotides long. RefSeq names its product Ndufb11, NADH dehydrogenase 1 beta subcomplex subunit. NCBI's taxonomy places the organism in Eukaryota, Fungi, Basidiomycota, Agaricomycetes, Cantharellales, Hydnaceae. The coding region runs from base 370 to 708 and encodes 112 amino acids. The record is from RefSeq and is a predicted model, not a curated record. The transcript is spliced from 4 exons.